Geodia barretti is the source of this 945-nucleotide messenger RNA. The record is from the annotation of a GenBank genome assembly. Lineage: Eukaryota; Metazoa; Porifera; Demospongiae; Tetractinellida; Geodiidae.
AUGGGGCUGGUGCUGCUGGGUAUAGGGUCGGUGGGUGUCGCCGGAGGUACACUCACGGCCACCGGGUUGAGCGGCGCCGCGAUGCAGUUGUUCACCCACGGCACGAUCACUGGCCUGCUGUUCCUGGCGGUAGGGCUGGUCUACGAGAAGGCGCACACCCGCUACAUACCCGACCUGGGCGGGCUGGCUGGCCGGAUGCCGUUCGUGGCCGCGGCAAUGCUGAUUGCGGGACUGGCAUCGCUGGGGCUGCCCGGGCUCAGUGGCUUCGUGUCGGAACUCCUGGUGUUCCUUGGGGCCUAUCGGGCGUAUGACUGGCCGACGGUGCUCGCCGUUCUGGGCAUCGUGCUGGCGGCCGGAUACAUCCUGUGGAUGAUGGAACGCACUUUCUUUGGGCCUCCGCGGGAGCGCUUCGCUGACCUCACCGACGCCUCGCUGGUGGAGGCCGCUCCCCUGGCGCUGAUGGUUGUCUGCAUCAUUGGCGUGGGGAUAUACCCUUCCUUGUUGACCGAUAUGUUCGAUACGGCCCUGGAACCAAUGGUCGGCCAUCAACGGCGGCUGACCGGCAAUGAAUGCCCACGACGUAUAUGCAAUCUCACCUUCUAUGACCUGGGGCAGGCCUUCAACCUGGUGCAGGAUGGGUCCGGCGGUGAGGCCAGCAUCCUUAUAGGCAGCAUUUCGGUCGACCGGUUUGCGCUUUUCUUCAACUUCCUGGUGACCGGAGCGGCGGCGCUGGUGGUGCUGGCUUCCACCGAGUACGUUAAGCUGAUGCCCCGGUUCCGUGGGGAAUACUUCGGGCCUUUGCUCUUUUCUGCCACGGGCAUGAUGCUGCUGGCCGCAGCCACCGAACUGAUAACCAUUUACGUCGCCCUUGAGUUGACCAGCCUGCCGAUCGCUGCCCUUGCGGCGUUUCUGAUGAGCGGACGCUCCAGCGAAGCAGGAAUGUAA